AAAAAUUAGGAAAUGAAGUGCCAGAUGUAUUAAUUAAUGUAAAUUAAACAUGUAAUUUAAAGUUGGUGAAGUGUUAGUAGGUCUAGAGUAUAACGCUUUUGGAAUUUUGUCUUAUCAUUUGCAUUAUAAUUAUAAUGGAAAACCUGGACCAGAAACACUUCACCAAUAAUUUGACCGAAGCUAUGAAUGGACAUCCGAUCAACUCAGACACAGGUACAACAGAAAAGCAUGAAAAUAGACUUAAAAAUAAUAUACACAAUUACCAGAUCUUCUCCGAUUGCAGCUAUUUGAAAAAUCUCAAUAAUUUAAACGAUUUUCGUCCUGUAUUAGAUCCUUUACAAUAUCUGCAAGAACAAAUUAUCACAGAUUAUAAUGAUAACAAUUAUAUCAUGAAUCAUUUCGAAGACGACAUAUGGAAUGGACUCAUUUUAAGGGUUUAUUUCCAACAAAUAUUCUCUGUACCUUUGUACUCAAAAUACAGAGACAAUGAAAACGUAUUAGUACCUAAAGUUUUCAAAUGGAAUAACAUUUUCAACUAUUAUGCAAUAGAAAAAAUGUUUCUAUUGUUUGUAUCUGCCAAAGUAAUUGGUAGCGUUUCGAAGUGCCUCGACUGUGAAGUUGCUAAUACUAAACGCAAUAUACCAGCAUCAACACCCGAAUCCAAUAUUUAUAUAUUAACGAUUGAUGUACCUGAUUUCCGAGAAGCUUUUGACUGUUUUCAAGAAAAUGAAAAUGUAAUAAAAAUAAUAGAGCAACAAAGCCUUCAAAAUACUGUCAAUCAAAAGUUUAAUCAACCAAUCGCAUUAGACAUAGAAACAUUAGAUAAUUACAGUUUAUACGAAUUCUCAUUUUGUUAUUUCAAGAAAGGAAAAGACAUUAUAUUUAUAGAAAACUCACUAAUAAAAUUUCUUCAAAUUCUCUUAGAUUUUGCACCAAGUAAAAAAUAUAAAGUCAUAAGCAACUCAGAUGAAAGAACAGUUUCACCAAUCCACAAUAAUUGGUUCAUCCAAGAUUUUCUUCAUGGUUUUCUAUUGGCAAGUUUACAGAGAAGAUGUAAAAUUAACACCUUGUACUACAUCAGUAAACGGUAUUUCGUUAUUAUUAAUAGACAUAUUUCCAAAGUCAUAAUAGAGGUUAAAAUGUUUAAAUUAAAUAUAUUUAACAUUUACAAUAAUAAUUUAUAUCAGAAAAUCUGUAAUUUGAAAUCAGACGCUAAGACAACUUACGACGCGAGAAUUGCAAUUUAUAAUGAUAUUUCUAUAAAAGAAGUGAUUUCUAUAUCUUUUAUUUUGAAUGUGUAUAAUUCCAAACUUAUAAGUCCUCUUGUGGUUAAAAUAAAUUCCAUAAACGGAUAUCAACCAAUGCAUAAUGAUGAAAACACCAAAGUAAACGAAGUAUUCUCUAAUUGCGAAACAUGCGAAAAGAGAGAGUUUCUUUUGAAAAGUGAAUCAGACUCUGAACGUAUGAAAACUGCUGAAGUUGAACAAAUAGUGAGCGAAAUAAGAACUUUAACGCUCUGCGAAUCAAUUAAGAGUAUCAAAUCGGAAAACCUUAUAUAUGAAACAAAAUCUUUAAGUGAUUCCGCAUCUAUAAAUACAGUUGGAACUGACGAAUUUUUACAUGGAAGCAUAUCAAUAUCUCCUUGUGAAUCAAUAAAGACAUUAGAGUCCGACGAUCAUAUAGAGGAACUGAAACUUAUAUCAGAAAUAGAAUCGUUAAAAAACAUUCUUUCAAAAAGUAGCACAUUUUCACUACCAAAAAUUAACGAAUCUAUGUGUUUGAAAUGUGUCAAUAAUAGCGAAACUGAUAAAAUUUACUCCAAGACUCAACGCCGAAAAUCAGAUAGCGAUAAACUGAUCGACAAUAUUUAUAAAAAGAAUGUAACUAUUUAUAAUGAUAAUUAUUUACACAGUAAAUAUUGGUUGAAAAAACUCUUUAAAGGACCUGAAAAUAAUAAACAAGUUGAAAAUCAGAAUGGACUUCUUUGUUGCAGGCAAACAGAAGAGAGAAUCAUCAACAAACUAUACAGAAAUGUUAUUUCUUUGAAAAAUGAUAUGUUUCAUAAGUAUCAACAAAACUAUUCACAAACACUCAGCGAUUUUUAUGGGAAAAAUCAAUUAACGCUUCGUUCCCAGUAUGGUUCAUUUUGUAAAUAUCUUGGCCAGUCAUUGGUCCAAAUAUUCUGCAACGUAAUUCUCUAAUAAAUUAAUUUAAACCUUUAGGU
Diatraea saccharalis (sugarcane borer) is the source of this 2224-nucleotide messenger RNA. The record is from the annotation of a GenBank genome assembly. NCBI's taxonomy places the organism in Eukaryota, Metazoa, Arthropoda, Insecta, Lepidoptera, Crambidae.